UUUCCAGAUUCAAGAAAACUCUUCGGAGGAUAUAGAAUAACACCAUCACACUGCAAAGCAUCAAGAGCCGCCAAGUACAACAGAGGCAAUAAAAUAUGCAUGUUCAACCACGAAUGCGUGCAACGAGGAGGCGAAGUGGUGGGCACUUGCAUGGACGGCUUCUUAUUUGGGGCUUGCUGCCAACUAAAAUCUGACAGCCAAUCCCACAUCCCCAAAGGCCCAGGCGUGGUCAUGACCAGCUACUUAGAUUAUCCAGAUGCAGAAACCGAAACAGACGAUUAUGACUCCGAUCAGCUCAGCGCACUUCACAACAGCUUCAGACCCGUCGUGACCCCAGGAUAUAGACCUGGAUUCAGCAGCCAAGUGACGAUCACACCAGAUGUUAAGACAACCGAAGCUAUGCAGCAAGAGAUGAUCUCUGAAGGCUUUAAUCAGAUCACGAACUCACUUCUGCAUUCGCCUCCUAAGGAUAAUAGUAUUUUUGGAAAACCAGUCAAACCUGAAGACAUAUACAGCCACAGUUCAAUAGACCAUAGCGUAGCUGAAACGAUACUCUUGAACGAGAACGGUUCGGUUGCUGAAAAUGUCGUCAGACCUUCAGAUUUUAACGUCCAAAUAUCGUCAAUGCAAACCAAACCAACUGUGAGCCCUAUAUCUUCAACGCCGACCUCGACGCCUAAAACUGUGUCCACACAUCAUCCUGUAUAUACCAAACCAGGAUUUAAACCUAAGCCAGGUAAUAAAAAUACCAGUAAAAACCCGUCAACAGAAAACUACGUCAUGGUGUCAACAGUGACGAAAGAAAGCCAGAAGAUUACUGAACUGUCUUCAAUUGACAGCAUAAUUCAAAUGCUGAACGAUAGCACUCCGAGCAUGAAAGAAGAAGCCACAUCUCCAGCAUCAGUAGACUUGGAUAUCAUAGAGAACAAAUCUUCACCUGGCCCUACUGGAACUGUAGCUCCAAUCUCAUACAGCAGUGGUUACCCGAGCUACUAUUCCUCAACAGGACAUUACGUAACUAUAAACCCAACUCCAAACCCCUCGACUUCUUACUCAAAGCCCUCCUUUACCACAAAGAGGCCUUAUACCACACCUAACAGUAUACCACAAGGUGACAAGCCUACUAGCAAACCUUACUACUCAUCCCCUAGUCCUAGUCAAUCAACUAGUCAAGCUAUAGAAGCUUUUAACAGAUAUCCUACCGAUCCGAAUAACUUCAAUUCUUUGACAACGUUUAGCUAUGUAAGUUCUAGCACAACAGUCGCUCCCACCACUACUUCAAGAAGACCACCGUCUACUAGCUACGUCACUGGUGCCAAACCAUUGAGAAGACCUGUCACACCACCGACGAAGAUCGUUCCAGGUUACGACGUAGCUCCAGAUACAUUCUCAAGUGUAACUCCAACAGUAAUUGUCCUAAAUGGCUUCCAAACGUCAAAACCAGAAACAUCAACAGAAGAAAAGGAACCCCAGUUUGUAGAAAUAUCUCAAGAACCCUUUAAGAAACCCGUCAGUCAAAUAACAGUUAAUAACCACAUACAAUCGACCAACAAUAUCUAUAUGGGUAAACCGCCUCAGACAUUCGAAAGACCGGCCUCUCCUACAGUAGUUAUAACUCCAAAACCACCUCCAGUAACCAGUCCAUACCCUCUCAAAGCUUCGACGAAGCCUCCAACAGUAUCAACCAGUCCCUUCCCAGUUUUUGACUCAUACACAGAAUACUACGCACCGACGACCUUCAAGCCUGAACUGCAGACGUCUCCAGACGACCUGAUCAACUUCCCACCGGUUAGAAAUCCUAUGCUGAACGCUACAGGGUCUAACCCAGCCUUAUACAACACUAGCAUCGCAUUAUCCGACAAUUCAGAGGAACUGCUCCACGAUGUUGAAUUCACGACCCCUACAUGGCAAGAAGACGAGAAUCUGAAUGAAAAAAUGAAUCUAUUCGUUAACAAGAUCGUCGGAUCUCUUCAAGGGACCUUCCAGGAACUGCAUGACAUUGUAAUAUUGGACAAAAAGCCAAACGCAACUAGGUUUACAACUCCGAAGCCGACCAAAAAGACUACGACUUCUAAAAGGCCGUUUUUGACGUCCAAAAAGCCGGUCAGGGUGACUACAACGACGACGAGAAGGCCGACAGUGAAGACGUCUAAGAAGCCGACAAGGCCGACAACUGUGGCUUACAGAAGGACCACUACCACUACACCGCCACCAACUACCACGACCACUAAGAAACCGGUCACCACCACAUCCAAGAGGCCCAAGCCGAGCAAGAGGCCGAUCACCACCACAGCUCCUACCACCGUCACCACCGUCACCACUGAACUGUCAGAUGAGGUCACCACGGAGAGCGUGGUGUAUGAACAAGUGGAUUAUAAUGACAAGAAUUUAUGCGGAGUGCGUCCCCUAGUCAAAACGGGCAGGAUCGUCGGCGGCAAGAACGCCAAGUUUGGGGAGUGGCCUUGGCAAGUGCUGGUCCGAGAGUCGACAUGGCUGGGCCUGUUCACCAAGAACAAGUGUGGUGGCGUGCUCAUCACCAGUCGGUUUGUGACCACCGCUGCUCAUUGUCAGCCUGGCUUCCUGGCAUCCUUAGUAGCGGUCUUCGGGGAAAACGACAUAGCCAGCGACAAGGAGGCACGACGACCGGUGUCGCGGAACGUGCGUCGUGUGAUCGUGCAUCGGCAGUACGACGCCGCGACGUUUGAGAAUGACCUGGCGUUGUUGGAACUGGAGUCGCCUAUCAAGUUCGAUGCUCAUAUCGUACCAAUCUGCAUGCCUCCAGACGAGUCUGACUUCACUGGUCGCAUGGCCACCGUGACUGGCUGGGGCCGCUUGAAGUAUGGUGGCGGGGUGCCGGCAGUACUACAGGAAGUACAGGUGCCGGUGAUAGAGAACAGCGCGUGCCAGGAGAUGUUCCAGACGGCUGGCCACGCGAAGAAGAUCCUCAACUCCUUCAUUUGUGCGGGAUACGCGAACGGGCAGAAGGACUCGUGUGAAGGCGACAGCGGUGGACCCUUAGUACUGCAAAGAGAAGACGGCAGAUGGCAGCUGGUAGGCACCGUCUCCCACGGCAUCAAGUGCGCGGCGCCCUUCCUUCCUGGAGUGUAUAUGAGGACUACAUUCUACAAACCCUGGCUGAAGAGCAUCACGGGAGUACACUGAGGGUUGGUUUAGUGGUUGAGGUUACCAGAAUCGUGCUUGGACUACAAUCAUCAGGUAUACAUAGAAGAUUGAUGAGAGUUUUUCGAUUGAUUUAGCCAGAAUUU
Ostrinia furnacalis (Asian corn borer) is the source of this 3266-nucleotide messenger RNA. RefSeq names its product transmembrane serine protease filzig (gene flz). The transcript is spliced from 7 exons. Gene Ontology annotation, biological process: proteolysis. The annotation marks the transcript as partial. The record is from RefSeq and is a predicted model, not a curated record. NCBI's taxonomy places the organism in Eukaryota, Metazoa, Arthropoda, Insecta, Lepidoptera, Crambidae. Gene Ontology annotation, molecular function: serine-type endopeptidase activity.